CUUACUGUCCUGUAGCCGUUUGUGUUGUGGCCAAGAGAAGGAGGACUUAAAUUCCUUAAAUCUCAGAAGGUCCAAGGGUCUGUGUUCACAGACACCUCGAGGCAAGAAAAAGAGGAAACUCUCCCGAAUCAUCACAGCUGGAAGCAACAUCAUGCAAAAACCCUGCAAAGAAAAUGAAGGAAAGCCCAAGUGCAGCGUGCCAAAGAGAGAGGAAGAACGCCCCUAUGGAGAAUUUGAACGUCAGCAAACAGAAGGGAAUUUUAGGCAAAGGCUGCUUCAGUCUCUCGAGGAAUUUAAAGAGGACAUAGACUAUAGGCACUUUAAGGAUGAAGAAAUGACAAGGGAGGGAGAUGAGAUGGAAAGGUGUUUGGAAGAGAUAAGGGGUCUGAGAAAGAAAUUUAGGGCUCUGCAUUCUAACCAUAGUCAUUCUCGGGACCGUCCUUACCCCUUUUAAUGCAUUUCUCUCCUGAAUUCAACUAUUUUCUGUUAUUAAUAUUACCACCAUCGACUUCCUUUUGUUUGCAUUUUCUUGCUAAAUAUUGCACCAUUUUACGCCUAUCCUUCAAUGUUCCUUUGAUUUGCAUAUGACUCCGGUUACCAACAUCUCAUCUUUUGACCCAAUCUCAUUCAUUUAAUAAGGAUGUCUCAUUCAUUUGCAUGGGAAGAUGCUCAUUGUAUAUUGUAAAGUAAAAAUAAUACAUUGCAAAACUGUGUGUGUAUAUAUAUAUAUGCACUUUAUAUGUACAUUUAUAUAUGACAUAAUGCAUAAAAGUCUGAAUUAUUAUACACCAAAACGUUAACAGUGAACUCUGUGUGAUCUGUAUUUAAUUUUUUUGCCUAUCUGCAUCUUCUCAUUUUCCAAAAAAUGAAUCUAUAUGUGUGUGUAUGUGUGUGUAUUGUGUCACAAAAAAACUAAAAUAAACAGACACAAAAAACUUGUCAAUCACCGUUGAA
Nyctereutes procyonoides (raccoon dog) is the source of this 954-nucleotide messenger RNA. RefSeq names its product transcription elongation factor A like 7 (gene TCEAL7). The coding region runs from base 152 to 454 and encodes 100 amino acids. The record is from RefSeq and is a predicted model, not a curated record. The transcript is spliced from 3 exons. Lineage: Eukaryota; Metazoa; Chordata; Mammalia; Carnivora; Canidae.